Molecule: messenger RNA, 3697 nt
Organism: Bombyx mandarina (wild silkworm)
Lineage: Eukaryota; Metazoa; Arthropoda; Insecta; Lepidoptera; Bombycidae
Product: glycosyltransferase
Cellular component (GO): cytoplasm
Molecular function (GO): beta-1,4-mannosyltransferase activity
Source: RefSeq, a predicted model, not a curated record
CAUAUUAAAUGUGUAAUAAAUAUAUGAGUAUUAUCUAUGGUGGGAAGUUAUGAAUCAAAGAAAACAAUAAUUUUUAAAACCAAAUCUUAACAUUAACAACUGUCGACUACUACGAGAUUACCGUGUAUUUUUUGCGCGUUGUGGUAGUGUCGACUGUCGUGAUGUUAGUCAAAACUUAAAAAGUGUGCGUGCUGUGUAGCUUGAGGAAAAUAAAAUAUUUUACUCAGCGUACAUACAAAUGGGGAAACCAAAAUACUGAAUAGCUAUUUUUAAUGUCACUCUCAUUUACUAGACUUUGUCUAAGCAGAUUUCCUUUAAUUUUAUAUUACGAUAAUAAUUUGAAAGGUCACGGUCAAGUUAUUGAAGUAUUACACGAUAACGAGAAUGAUCAGAGGACGAAUAAAACAUCUGCUACAUUGCAUGUUUUUUUUACUCUUCAUUUUUUUUUUCCUCGUGUUUGCUGGGGCUAUUAACCUGGAUGAUAAUGAAAAAGAAUUCAUUGAUCCUUGGGAGAAUUAUGGAGUUUUUGGUGCACUAAUAUUGUAUAUCCUAAGACUUCUGACUUUACUUACAAUACCACAGGUGCUCUGCAAUUUUGCUGGCCUAACUUUAUUCAAUGCUUUUCCUGGAAAAAUUCGUCUGAAAAGCUCACCAUUACUUGCUCCCUUUAUUUGUAUAAGAGUGGUCACAAGAGGGGAUUUCCCAAAACUGGUAAAAGAUAAUGUGAAUAGGAACAUGAAUAAGUGUAUAGAUGUUGGCAUGGAGAACUUUAUGAUAGAAGUUGUGACUGACAAAGCUAUAAAUUUGCCGAAACACCGAAAAGUAAGAGAAGUAGUAGUUCCAUCAGAUUAUCAGACUAAAUCUGGAGCUUUAUUCAAGGCGCGAGCCCUACAAUAUUGUUUAGAAGAUCAAGUGAACAUACUGACAGAGACUGAUUGGAUUGUACAUUUAGAUGAAGAGACUCUUUUGACAGAAAAUUCUUUAAGGGGAAUUUUAAAUUUUGUUAUGGAUGGACAGUAUCAAUUUGGUCAAGGUCUCAUCACUUAUGCCAAUGAACAGAUUGUAAAUUGGUUGACAACAUUAGCAGAUAGUUUCAGAGUUGCUGAUGAUAUGGGCAAGCUAAGGCUGCAAUUUUAUCUAUUCCAUAAACCACUGUUUAGUUGGAAAGGAUCUUAUGUAGUAACACAAGUAAGUGCAGAGAAGAAAGUAUCUUUUGAUAAUGGCCUCGAUGGAUCAGUGGCUGAAGAUUGUUUUUUUGCCAUGAAGGCAUAUAAGGAAGGCUACACAUUUAAUUUUGUUGAAGGAGAAAUGUGGGAAAAAUCCCCCUUUACUCUUUGGGAUUUCAUGCAGCAACGAAAAAGAUGGAUUCAAGGUAUACUUUUAGUGGUACAUUCCAAAGAAAUACCUUUAGUUAAUAAUGUAUUCUUAGCAAUUUCUUGUUACUCUUGGGUAACACUCCCACUAUCAACAAGUAAUGUUGUUUUGGCUGCUUUAUGUCCAAUUCCAUGUCCUCAAUUUUUAGACAUUGCUUGUGGAUUUACAGCAGCUGUUAACAUUUAUAUGUACAUUUUUGGAGUCAUCAAGUCAUUUCCUGUACACAGAUUUGGACCAUUAAAGUUUAUACUAUUUGUUGGGGGAGCUUUGGCUACUAUUCCAUUAAACAUAGUUAUUGAAAAUAUUGCAGUUAUUUGGGGAAUGUUAGGAAAAAAGCACAAAUUUUAUAUUGUUAACAAAGAAAUUAAAACACCUGUUACUGUGUGAUUUUUCAGUAUGUUAUUGAGAUUACUAAAUUAAACCAUAAAAUACAUAUUACUCUUUGCUAGUAACUGCACAUUGAUAUGCACAAUAAUUGUUAUGUAUUCUAUACAACAAUUAUUAUGUAUUAGGAAAAAUACUAAUUUUAAAUUUAAUUUAAAAGAGGGAAACUGAAUUGAUUCAAAGUUAUAUAAAGAAAGUUUUUUUUUGUUACCAUUUAAUUUUACUUAUUGAUAUAAAAAAUUCAUAUGUACAAAUGGUAAAAAUUAUAAUACUAAUUAAUAAUUUUUAUAUAAUAGUUAAAUUCUUAAAAAGCUAAAUUAUUGUUAAGCUAACUUUAUAAUUAUUUAUUGAUAUUUGUUAGUUUUAGUAACAGCAGCACUUAAUUUAUUUUAAUAGGUACACAUGGUGCAAUAAUGUGACAGGUAGAAUCUGAAAGCAUACCAUAAAUUCAUGUAAAUCACAUAUACUCUUGUAUUAUAUAGCACACACACACAUAUAUAUAUAUAUAUAUAUUAUAUAGCAGUAGAAAAUUAGAAAAGUCACAAACACCUUUGCUUGAAAAAUGAUUGUAAUGAAAGUUUGGAUAGUAAAUCUAAUGAAGCGCAUUAAAUUAAAUUUUUAUUUGUUAACGUUUUUAAUUUUGUGGCACAAAUACCAGUACAAUGUAUGACAAUUUUCUUAUGUGAUAAAAUAUGCACUAUCAAUUAGACUUAAUUAUAAUUUUAUUUCCAAACAGAAUUUGCAGGUCAAUUUAGUACAAGGUUUAAUAACAAGUACCUUAAUACUAGUUUUUGACUGGUCACAAAAUAAUAGAUUGUUGAACCUAAAUCACAAAGCUUAUUAUAUGAAAACUGCUUUUAAUUAGAAUGUUUUGAGAACAAGUUUGCAUGUGAAUUUUAAAUUGAUAAAUAAUUAUAGCAUAAAAAUCUUAAUUGAUAUUUUUAAGACCUCAGAUAUGUGGUAUUUACUUUAUUUAUUUAUAUAGAUAAAUGAACAUAAGUAAUUUGGUCGAUUUGAUGCACUGUAGUUAAUGUCUGAGACUAUUUGACAUAAUGUUAAUGAUGAUAAAUAUUAAUAAAAUUUUAAAAUAUUUGGUGUUUCGUAAUAUUGUUAUAAUUGUGUCAUGGUAUUUCCUAAAUAAAUAAAUUUAAAUUAUGGGGCAAGAGCUUGUGUUUGGCUAAUAAUCUUAUUUGGUCAUCAUUACUGGCUGAUAACAAAUGCAAGUGGAAAACUAGAUCGAAAUGACCAAUAUUAAUUGUUAUUUAUAUAAUAGCAUUAUAGUACAGACUUAUUCAUAAUUUGCGUAGGUAUCUCACUAGUCAUAAAAUUUAUAAAAAUAAGUAUCCGUAGGUUAAUUUAUUGUGGCGUGUAUUUACUAUUACAGUCUUUUUAUUUUUCUGUGUAGGAGAUUGUAAACCCACUUUGAUGACAGUUUGAAGAGUUAAUAUUUAAAAAAAAAACUUUCAAAACAAUAUGUUGUGCAAUUAUUUUCAUCCAUAUUCUUUUAAUGAAGACAUAGCAUAAAUCUAAUUUAGUCAUGUUUGAAGAAUUUUUAGUAUUAUUGUCUGCAAAAAAGUGUUUCUACAAAUGUAUAAUAAAAAUAAGAAUGUUGCGAAUGAUUGCUAUUAAUUUUGUACCUAACUAGUUGGAAGUGUUUGAAAAUUGUAAUUAUAUGAUUAGUUAUCUUAAAUUGAAUUGAAGAUUGUAAUUAUUUUUGAACAAGUUAAAUUGACUGCAUAUGAUUUGUUUUAGUAGUGUGACAUAAAGUUACUUAAACUUAUUUAGAUAGUAUUUAGUGAACCCUGACUACUCUUUGCUAUUAUUGAUGAAAAAUAUAAAAUUUACUUCCUGUUUCAUAAUUUUAUUCAAUCACAUCCUCUGUUAAAUCUUAAUCUGAUGGUAAAGGACAAGUGCAAAGCGGGGUUAAGUGAAGACAGUU